CGUCGUCGUCGUAUUCUUCGUAUUCGUUUUGUAACAGCGCGUUUUGAUAAUUAAUUAUUGCAAGUAAAAUUAUUAUCGAUAGUCAUUCCAAAGCGCUGCCGAACGAACGAGAUGCUCGACAGUGGAAUACAAAAUAUUAUGAACUGUUCAUUCCUAACCGCGGUAAGUCACCGACGGCAUAAUAUUAUACGGAUAACGCGUUUGCUUCUAGGUCUGCCUUUGGCUGUGCAGCGGAUUGUGCUGUGGCGCUCCCGCGGCGGGCCUGCUUCCACCUCACCGGCGGCCGGCCAUAGUCGACCCGCACCCGAUGUCGCGGGUGGCCACGUUGCAGCCCGUAAGAAGUCGUGGAUUUGCUUCACAGCAGCAGCAGCAAAGGAAGUUGGCGGCAGCGGGGACCACGGUGUCAGUGGCUCCGGAGGACAGUGGACAGCCAGUGGAUCAGGACGCUGCGGACACGGUCGGCUUUAACAUCGGGCUGGGCUUCGGGCUGGACACGCCGCUCAUCGAUUCACUGCUUGAACGGUUGAUUAGGCGUAAACAGCUCCUGAUGGCAGCGGCCGCGGCCACGUACCCAGGAGCAGGAAAUUGGGGUGUGGCUGGCGGUGGCAGCGGAGGUUACUUUCCAGGACCAGCGGUCGUAUUCCCGUACAGUGGAGCAGGUGGAGGCGUGGGUGGUAGCGGAGGCGGAAUUCUUCCAUGGAACAGGCCCACCGCAUAUCCGCUCCCGUUCGUGCCAUCCCUGAACCCAUUCGGUGGUGGUGGCAAUGGAGUUGGCGGUGGAGGUUGGGGUGGUUUCGGCAGUAAUGGCAUCGGCGGCGGUGGUUGGGGUGGUGGUUGGGGUAGUUUCAACCCGCUGUUCGAUUUUGACGAUUUCGGAUGGAAGAACAAUAACGCACAACAAUAAGUCCUCUCAAAUAUUACAUAAAAAUAAUCAUUGUAAUAAUAAAUUAUUUAUACAUUAUAUAAAAACAAAUCUGAGUAACAUUAAGAAAAUACAAUCUAAUAUAAAUAAACAUGUAUACUCGUAAGAAAAAGGAUUUUUGGUCAGAAAAAUUAAUUUUAUACUCAACUCGAUAAACCUAGCAAGUAACUCGAUAGAUUAUCAAAAUUUUUUUUAAUAUAAAUUGACAGAGUAACUAUUAGGUUUAGCUGUUUUUAAAUAUAUAUACCAAAUCACAAUGUAGGUACGCGUUAUUAUAAUUAACUAACAAUAUAUCAUUAAUAUAUAUAUUUUUCAAUUUGUUAAAUCUUAGCUUAAUUUAUAUAAACUUAAGGCUGUGUCAUUACUAAGUUACUUUUCAAAAAUUAAUUUGGAGGUAUCUCCAACGAAAUCAGAUAUACCCGUUGAUAUUAAUCGAUAUUCAAAUAUAAUUUAAUAUAUAACUCAUUGUAUUUAUGAGAGUAUGGAAUGUGUUACUAGACAAUAAACUCAUAACCUAUGUAUGAAUAUACUUUAUUUUUGUAUUAUUUAAUACCUUUAUCAGCUAAUGGAAAAAUUACAUCGCGAAACAUGACGGACCGUGUACGAUUGUCGGAAAAUUGGUACGGUUGUUUUGAACGUGGAAUAUUGGUACGGUCGUUAAAAACCAGGGUUUCUUAAACUAUGAAAUACAAUCAUAAAGCAUCUGCACAUUAGAUAAGUACUGCAUGAAAUUGUAGGGAAGUAUUAAUCUAAUCUACAACUAUCAAGUAUGAUUAAUGCUUUAGCGUUUUAACUCUCAAYGAAGUAUCCAGUGGAAUGGCUUAUUUGUAUACAAUAAUUCCUAUAGAACUAUUGUUAGUGGCUAAAUACUUUGAUGACAUCUAUGUCAGUGGGGUAGACUACCAAAAAGUCCGAGGUAAAAAAGUCCUAGGAAAAAAAGUUCCUAGUAAAAAAGUCCGUGUUUAAAAAGUCCGAUAUA
This is a messenger RNA of Diuraphis noxia (Russian wheat aphid), 1901 nucleotides long. RefSeq lists its product as uncharacterized. The record is from RefSeq and is a predicted model, not a curated record. Lineage: Eukaryota; Metazoa; Arthropoda; Insecta; Hemiptera; Aphididae.